CGGUGGUCCUCGAGUCUCCCGGCACCCUUGCCAAUUUAACCGGAAAUAAGUGCACCAUGUUUGAAGUGUUUUACCAGUGCAGCUAUAACUAUAUACCAUCAAGUUUGCGGUAUACUGAGUGUGAACGUCAACACACGGAAUUACGUAAAGUAGCGUACAAUAACGUCGCGAACGUGGCGAGCAACGUCAACAACGUCCCCUUACUGUCAGACUUCACAGACUGCGUGGAUCGGCCGGUGGUGACUCCUGGUGACGUUUGUAACAGCCCCGAUAAGCUGCUGGCUAUCGUGGACACGCGCUGCUACCGGAAGUUCCGUCUCCUUACUGAUUCCAACGUCUGUCAAAUUCUCAGUGAGUUUGUAUACGAGUGCAGUCCGUUGGUUCUCGGCCAGCUAGGAAUUACAUGCGCAGACGACAGUGUUAUGCACGCACUGACAACGCUCUCUGACGUCAUCAAACAAGCAUACUACUUGGAUGUUGGAAAGUUGCAAGCAGAGAACGAAGGAAAUUCUGCCCUGUGGACGGAGCGACAGGAGACAUCUCCGUGCGCAGCGGCGCUCGACCGGAAGUUGUUCUCCAUCAGCAACCAGUGCUCGGUGGUCCUCGAGUCGCCCGGCACCAUUGCCAAUUUAACCGGAAAUAAGUGCACCAUGUUUGAAGUGUUUUACCAGUGCAGCUAUAACUAUAUACCAUCAAGUUUGCGGUAUAUUGAGUGUGAACGUCAACACACGGAAUUACGUAAAGUAGCGUACAAUAACGUCGCGAACGUGGCGAGCAACGUCAACAACGUUCCCUUACUGUCAGACUUCACAGACUGCGUGGAUCGGCCGGUGGUGACUCCUGGUGACGUUUGUAACAGCCCCGAUAAGCUGCUGGCUAUCGUGGACACGCGCUGCUACCGGAAGUUCCGUCUCCUUACUGAUUCCAACGUCUGUCAAAUUCUCAGUGAGUUUGUAUACGAGUGCAGUCCGUUGGUUCUCGGCCAGCUAGGAAUUACAUGCGCAGACGACAGUGUUAUGCACGCACUGACAACGCUCUCUGACGUCAUCAAACAAGCAUACUACUUGGAUGUUGGAAAGUUGCAAGCAGAGAACGAAGGGAAAUGUAUAGAUAAAUCACGAUUGCAGCAGGCAGGAACGUUGUGAACGGAUGACAUACUGUGACUUGCUAGAAGCAUAAAGCAUUUACAUUUGCUCAAAAAUAGUGCCCAUCUACUCCAUGUAUCGACGUGUUC
Molecule: messenger RNA, 1234 nt
Organism: Mya arenaria
Lineage: Eukaryota; Metazoa; Mollusca; Bivalvia; Myida; Myidae
Exons: 10
Coding region: 57-1145 (362 amino acids)
Source: RefSeq, a predicted model, not a curated record